GGUAGCGCUAAAGUCGCUGACUUGGUACCCGAUACAUUGUGUCACUGGUGAAACCUUGCACAGAAUGACGCGGUGUGGAUGUGUGAAUUACAAGGGAAUUCCUGCCUUCUAACUUGAUCUGAACCUAGUUCCUAUCCAGCUCAAAAAUAUUGUAAUUUCUUUGCUGUUUCGUUUUCAUCACUCGGUUUGGGAACAAUUAAUAUAAAGGUGGAAAGAGUCUAAUCUUGGAGCAUAACAGAUUGGGACAGAGGCACUUUGGAGGGUGCUAAAUCGUGAAUGAGUCUUUAAGGAGUUAAGUUGCCAAAAAGGCACCCAUUGGCCUGUUCUGGGACACCAAUUGAAACUUUCAAAGAGAAGGGCAGAUGAACACAGUACAUGCUUGGCCCAUAUCUGUGGUGAAUUGGACUGGACCUUCAAUAUAUUGCCUUGUGAUAUAAAGACAUAUUGUUACAAUGACUGAGGUAGAGCCUGUGCUGGACUUUGCUACAUCGGGACGGACGGGCCGAAGAAAUGCUUUGCCUGACAUCCUAGGCUCGCCUGCUGGGGUCAGUCCUUCAGAACUUCCCAUGAAACUAGCAGAACUUUCUAUUAAUGCAGGAGCAGAAGGAACCCAGACACCAUCAACAGAAGUACCACCCGAAUCAACAGAGAGUCCAGAGCUGAAAGAUGCAUCAUAACGUGUUGAGGAUGGACAUUUAUACUAAAGACUGUGUCGAUAAAGCUUUAAAUCAAAUGACCUGAAAAUCAUCAGGAUUCCUUGACUGUGUCAAGUUCACCUCUGAGUCUGGCGAGUCAAAAGGGAAGGCAAGGUGUGGAGAAAAUUUAGAGAACAACAUAAAAUAAAUCAACAAUAUGGCUUGGAAAGGAAGCCUGAAAAACUAUUAAGAUGAAAAUGAAAUUCAGAAAUUAAUCUUCAAACCUAACAUUUAAUGAACUAUCACAUGGAUUAAGCCCUUGAAAAUGAUGAAGGAGACAGUUUCACAGUUAUUUGACUGUGAUUAGCUACUAUGACACUUUGGUGCAAGUUUUUUCCCCCUCAAUGUAAACCUUUAUCUUUGCUGCGUUGACAGAUUAUACACAACAGAAGCAUUGAUUAUUUGUGUAGCAACCUGUUUUAAAAUCACUAAAUCCGAUUUAUGAACUUUUCUGACUUUAAGCCACUAAACAUAUUUUAAAAGAUCACAUCUGACUUAGUCAACAUUUUGCCUUGAUCCAUAAAAUGGUCCAUUUUGUACGCUUGUGCUUUAGUAAACUUUAAAUAUUUGAGACAUUCAAUUUUCGAGCAACAAUUUCAUUGGGGCAAAAUUGUGCUAUUUGUAUGAAACUCUUCUAUUUCAAAAAAACAUAUAACCCUGUUUGAAAACACUACUUGAUCUUAACCCCAUGUUUUUGUAUUAUUUUUGUUGCUUGUUAGCUAAAUUCUACAGUUUAUAUGGUCCUCCUACCCCUCCCUGCUCCCCACCCCCAAUUGUCUAUCAUUUAGUCAAUUUGGCAUCACACCACCAGAUUUUUAAUUGGCUCUACUUCCCUCUGUCAAUAAUUAAAAUUCUUUCAGCCCAGUAUUUGAGGAAAUGUAAUAAAUCUUAGAGCUGCUAACAUCAUGGAAAUGUUGGCAGUGGAAUUUUUGAUCAAAAGAAGCGAGACAGAUCAUAAAACCAUUUAAACACGCGAGCUAUGUUUUUUUUUAAGGAGUGAAAAACAUCAAAAUAGGCUCAAUUUCUAAGCCAAGAGGAAUUUUUUUUGAGGUGAGAAUUAAAUUAGUUUUUUCUAAUAUGGAAUCCUACUAUGUGUAUACUACUCCAAGAGUAAGAUUGACUGUGGGAAUUUUAAUUAACUUCAACUUUCUUUCAUAACCCAGCUUUUCAGAGCUCAGAAUCUGGCUAAGAAUGACUUUGAAACUGUGAGUGGCGUUGUCACUAAAAUGAGCUGAAACUCAUCUGACUGUGUUAACUUUCUGCAGUCUUCAGAUUUUUUUUAUCUGAAAGCAUGCUGGAACAUGAAAUGUCAUGAUGUUCAGCUGCACAUAUUGAAGCAUUGUGGCAUACACCCAUACAUUUGCAAAAAUUGGAUUUCAUGUAGAAAUCCCAGUUGGGUAUAUCUAAAGGUUCUGGAGACAUUACAAGAGAUUUUCAAUGGACUUCAUCUCUCAAAUAUUUCCAGUUUUUAAAGGUUUUUUUGUUCAUACCCAAGAGGAAUAACGCCUCCAAAAUAGGUUGAAACUCCUGUGCAUUAGGGAUUUAAUUGGGGGCUCUGGAUGUAAAACCCUAUAAGAAUGGGCUUGGCUGAGAAGCUAACUAUACUACACACUAAGUAUAAGAUAAUAAGUCAUACUGUGUAGCCACUGCACUUUUCAGCAUCAACUCUUGUACAUUGUCAAUUGGCUAGGUUUGUGCCCAUAAUAACAGGGAGCUGAUAGUUUAGAGUAGAACAACCUGUGUUAAGUACUGCCAGUGCUUUUAUCAUCUGUCUAGUAUCUCAACUGUGUAUGAAUGAUGAAUAUAUAUUGUACAAAUUGUAUAUGAAUCUUGAAAUUGCAUAUAACUUCAUAUGACACCCAAUAGGUGUACUGUGGUAUGUUGUAUAAAGUGUAUCUAGGUUCUGUAAAUUUGUCUGCAGAAGUGAGCGAAUGAGUGUGAAUGGUUAAAUUGCCAAAGAAUGUAGGUGUGGCAUAAUUGGACCAAGUUAUACUGAGCUAAGAGGUACAUCCAGGAGUUAAUACUUGCUGGAACUUACUUCAAUUAAUAAAUCUCAACAUAUAUUCCAAUCAAGCAAGGGCAUUGCUAACCAAUUACACCCCAAAUAAGUUCAACAUUCUCUAAUAUUGCUGAAAAGAGAGACAUUGCCAAAGCUCUUUGUCUUAAACUCAUCAGGACAAACGCAAGAAUGCCAAAUUUCAAAUGAUCAAAUUGAUACCACAGGAGGAAAAAAGUGCUGAUUGGUUGCAAGUCAACUCUGGUUGAGGCAUUGCCAUGGAGAAAGCAACAGGAACUAUAGCCUCCCCCAAACAUGUUCAUUUUGUUUGCAGUCAAUUGGCUACUACAGUGGUGAGGGGAGAUAGGGAGGGGAUGGUAUUUAAUAACGGAUGAAACAAGAUGGGCUGAAUGGCAAGGAAGUUUAUUUUUCAUCAUUACUUCCUUGUGCAGUAUUUCUAUCUUUGUCUAAGUAUAGAUGAAAUAUUAGAGCUGGACAUUAAUUUUGGUGCAUCAUUUGAAAAGAAUUCAACAUACUUUGCUGAUUCUCUUAGUGUGUUCCUUUAUAAAAAAAAAUUCAGUCUCUGGAUGUUGAUGUCUUUCAAAGUAUCCUACAGGGUAAAUUCCCAUGUCUACUUGAGCAGUAAAGUGGAUUAUAUGGUCUUCAUUGAAAUUUCAUUGAAAUCAAUAAAUCCUCUUUUUGAAGAUGGAUCAUGCUCCCUGCCAGAUUACUACCAAGGUAGUGAAGAUGAAAAUGUAUCCUAAUUGUGGAACAAUCACAAAGACACAACAUUUUCAAUAACACAAAAUUUAAAAUAAAAUAAAUAUACUUGC
Molecule: messenger RNA, 3524 nt
Organism: Carcharodon carcharias (great white shark)
Lineage: Eukaryota; Metazoa; Chordata; Chondrichthyes; Lamniformes; Lamnidae
Product: cAMP-dependent protein kinase inhibitor alpha-like
Exons: 5
Coding region: 453-677 (74 amino acids)
Biological process (GO): negative regulation of cAMP-dependent protein kinase activity
Cellular component (GO): cytoplasm; nucleus
Molecular function (GO): cAMP-dependent protein kinase inhibitor activity
Source: RefSeq, a predicted model, not a curated record